CUGCCUCCUUUCCCCUUUGCUGCAACGAUGAAAGCAGAGGAGACAAUCGAGUUAGACCCGCGGAUGUGCUAUAUAAUCGUUUGUUAGACGUGAGACAUUUUAGUGCCGGUGCGCAGCCUGGUAAGCUCCCCAUCUCCACGGUGGGGUUAUUUUAUUCCCUCUGGAACACCGCAGGUUUUUUUUUUCUUCAUGUGUUCAAGGGGAAACCAGAGCAAGCUGAGAUACAGAGUAGUGGGGUGACAGACGAGUCGGCCCACUGCAGCGUGAAUCACCGCAGACUCGCCCCCAUCGCUGCCUUCUGCGGUCGUUUCUCCGUCGACGUGCGCAUCCCCUCGGAGACGGACAGCGGAGGGGGAGGGAGGGAAAGGGGGACGGGAACCGACUCGGCGUUCGACUCUCCUGUCGCAGCCCGAGGCGCGCUGCUAGGCGGGGCAUGCUAAAGAAUGAGCCAAAGGGACACGCUGGUUCAUUUGUUCGCCGGAGGAUGUGGUGGUACAGUAGGCGCCAUUUUGACUUGUCCUCUGGAAGUGGUCAAAACCAGGUUGCAGUCGUCCUCCGUCACGCUUUAUAUCUCUGAAGUCCAGCUCAGCACGGUUAACGGAGCCAGCGUCGCCCGCGUUUCUCCACCGGGACCCCUGCACUGUCUCAAGUUGAUAAUAGAGAGAGAAGGACCUCGCUCUCUGUUCAGAGGACUGGGCCCCAACCUUGUUGGUGUGGCACCUUCCAGGGCGAUCUACUUUGGAGCUUAUUCAACAGCCAAGGAGAAGCUGAAUGGAGUCCUGGAGCCAGACUCGACCCAGGUGCACAUGUUGUCCGCUGGGAUGGCAGGAUUCACCGCCAUCACAGCCACCAACCCUAUCUGGCUGAUCAAGACCCGUCUGCAGCUUGACUCCAGAAACCGAGGGGAGCGACGCAUGAAUGCGUUUGAGUGCGUGCGGCGGGUGUACCAGGUGGAUGGCCUCCGGGGUUUCUACAGGGGAAUGUCGGCCUCGUACGCCGGCAUCUCUGAGACUGUGAUCCACUUUGUGAUCUAUGAAAGCAUCAAGCGAAAACUGUUUGAGUCCAAAGUCCACACCUGCAUGGACGAAGAGGACCAGUCUUCUAAGGAUGCCUCAGACUUUGUGGGCAUGAUGCUCGCGGCAGCCACAUCUAAGACCUGUGCCACCUCCAUCGCCUAUCCUCAUGAAGUGAUCCGCACACGACUACGAGAAGAAGGCAGCAAGUACCGCUCCUUCUUCCAAACUCUUCUGACAGUCCCCAAAGAGGAGGGGUACCGGGCGCUGUACCGUGGCCUGACCACACACCUCGUCAGACAGAUUCCUAACACUGCUAUCAUGAUGUGCACCUACGAGGUGGUGGUCUACCUGCUCGGCCGUUAGCAAACCUUCCCGUUUUAAAAAAGGACACCGGUAAAGAACUGAGAAGGAUGCCAUUUUGACCUGGAAUGGUAUGGAUGAACCGUGGUAGGGAAGACCAAAGGAAGUCUGAAGAUACUCUAAUGGACCAGAGGAGGACGAAGGAGUAAGACGCAGCUAGUGGGGAGAACAUCGGCAUCAUCAGGUGAAGGGUACACAGCUCAGAGAGGUGCAGGUGUUGGAGAUCUGUAGGAUUUGACCUCAAGCUGAAUUCAUUGGCCUGGAAAAAGAAUUAGCUAAAUAAAAUCUUCACCCCUUUUUAAGAGAUACGACAUAGUGAAUGACUAAAAAACUAAAACAGUAGAGUGCCACUUUCAUUGAGGCUUAAUUUAGGUACAUAAAGGCGUCGGUAUAUUUUUAGCUCACCUCAAGCACUUCUUCGCACUUAGGUCUUCAAACAUUCAAUUGCUUUGUAAUAAAUAAAAAUAUCCUCAAAAAUUCGAUUUAUUUCAGUUCAAUUCAAAGGUGAUACUUAUAUUGAUAUAAUGUACAUGGGGUGAAAUAUUUCAAAUGCUAGUCCUGUCGAUUUCGAUAGCACUGUCCUACAGCCAGUGAAAACUCCAAAUUCUGUCCUUUUGAGUCUUCCACACUCUUGAAAGUGUUUUGGUUUACCGUAUUUUCAAUGUUGCGUUUACUGUUGUUGCUUGUGCCCCUUUUUUUCAUUAACAUGUUUCGCUUCCCCUCAACUUUCCAUUGAAAUAAUUGAAUACGGCCCUCUGAAAAGCCUGUCAUGUGUUAUGGGGAACACGUCUGACUGCAGAGUGGUCCAGCAGACAGUCAUGGCCCAAGAAGCUGGCUCUUCAGACUGCUGCAUCCACACAUAUUUGUAUAGAAAGUUAAGUGGAAGGAAAAUGUGUCCUGGAAAAAAGAUGCACUAGAGGGCUAGCCACGGCAUUAAGAAGGUGGUGAAGCAAAUUUCAUUCAAUAAUUUAGGCAGCGAUUAGGCAAGAUGUGGAGUGACAUUAGCUUUAUGCUGUAAUGGUCAUAACGAACAGAAAUAAACACUUGAACUAUAUCUCUCUAUAACAAAUCUUCAUCGGUGUAUAUCUCCUAAGUCUCCAGCAUUGAGGUGUAUGAGCCAGUGCCCCAGAACUAGGUUUAAAAAGCUGCGUGUUUUACUCCCUCUCCCGCCCUCUCGGCCCGGUGAUGACAUGGCUCCCGCUGAAUUUGGCCCUCUAUUUGGAAGCACGACUUUGCUAAUUCUGAAAAAAAAAUACGGUUUCGAAGACCCACUUUUGGUCAAUCGGAAGUCACUACUCAGAACUCAGCACUCUAGCGUGAUAACGGCAAGUCGGGUUCUUAACGAGUCAUGAAGCCUGCAUCUGGUUGUUACUGCGUCCUAAAAGUAUCUUCUACUAGAGAGCUACUACUUGAAGACAAUGUGACCGUUUGAGGAAGAUGUCGGUGGAGCAGAGUUGCUGAGAAGGUUCCUCCUCUACAAGUCUGUUAGUGUGCGAGUAUGUGAACGAUGUGUUUGUGUUUAAGACUGUGUGCAUCUGCAGUCGUGUGUGUGCCUGCAUGUCAAACGAAUAUAUACUCCAGAUUUCCAUCCACUAACUGAUAAUCUUGCAAUACGGUGCAGUGCGGGGCGUCGAUGGUGGUAGCUCGGGGUUCCCACCAGUCCUUCCUUCCCAGUGGCUUCCAGCUGACCUGAUAACAUGCACUUUUGUGGCCUUUCAGGGCUCGUGCUUUGCUUUCUGUUGUGUGGACGGACUAAACUUGUACAUUUGUGAAAGGAAAACAAAAGUAUUACUGUAUUUCAAAAUGGUAUUUUGCUCAACCGUUCUCAUAGCACAUAGACUUUCCAUUUGUUGUGAAGGAUGUUCCGAUGUUUGUAUAUAAUAUUAUGGCGUGUAUGAAUAUCUGUUUUUGUUUCUUCCUGAGCCCCUCUUCUGGACCGUGCUGUUGUUUGCCUCUUUGCAAAAAGAUCGUUUUCAUUUUUGUGCAAUUGAACCUGUUUUGACAUUGACUGUUGACGCACAAAUUAAUAUCGCUCGGCUACUUUUUUUUUUUUUUUUUUUCCCUGUGUCUUGUGUGUUGCAGAGAGCUAAGAAGUGCUGCAAAGUGAACAAAAUUUGAAGUGUUAGAGACCGAGCAUCGCUUAGGGUUGUGACGUUCCUCGAAAAAAGGUGUCCCGGUUUUUGCGAAAGCUUAGUCAUUUCUGUCGAUAAGAACGUUUACAUGUGCUUUUAGGCUCUGCUAGAUUCUGCUGCCGUUUUCUUUGCAGCUCGUUUUGAACAAUCACAUUUUGGGUGUUCGUACGGGAGAGUUCAGAAACCGGAAUAAUUCUGCAGACACUACAGGGUUCCAGGGCUGCUUCAAACAAGCAAAGCAAGCAGAAGGAAAACUAAAAACAAUGAAAGAAAUGCUUAGCAGUUCCCAAGGGUGAUUGGCGAAAGCAUAAAAGAAAGCCCCACUAGAAUGGUGCAUUUGUCAUAUAAAGGUGUUAUUUACACUCACACACACUCUGUUUGAGGUGAGCUUAAAAGUGAUGUUCUCCACUGACAGGAAAACCCGGAGCUUUCACGCCUGAUGUUUCUGAACUCCCCACACGAACUCCCUGUGUAACAUUUCAGAGACAGACUGAUCUGUUGUAACUUGUAUUAGCUUUUCAUUUUCAGUCAGGCAUGCUACCAACCUAUAGGUUUAGGUAUCUUUUAUUUUUUUUUUUCCAAAAGAAAGGAAAGGCGCUGUGCUCGUUUAAUGUCCGUGUGUUGCUGUAAAACACUAAAAGCUUUGAUUUGUGUCUUAUCAGCUGGUCCGCCGUAGUACUUGAGGUCACGGUAUCUGAAUGUGACGUGAGAAAACUGGACAAACCGUGCAACAAUUGAACUUGAUCAUUUAUCACUCGUGUCAGUGUCUUUGGCAGGUUCCCUUGGAUAGGAUGCUGCCUAAAAAAAAGGGUUAAACUAUGCUAUAAACUUUCCCCCAGCUCUGUCAUUUGUGUGUUUGUAUGUUUUUAUUUUUGUUUUGUUUUUUAAACACAAAAGCCAAUAAAAAUCUAUUUACAAUUACA
Messenger RNA from Fundulus heteroclitus (mummichog), 4431 nucleotides. RefSeq names its product solute carrier family 25 member 36-A. Gene Ontology annotation, cellular component: mitochondrion. The coding region runs from base 444 to 1379 and encodes 311 amino acids. Gene Ontology annotation, molecular function: pyrimidine nucleotide transmembrane transporter activity. The record is from RefSeq and is a predicted model, not a curated record. Gene Ontology annotation, biological process: pyrimidine nucleotide import into mitochondrion. NCBI's taxonomy places the organism in Eukaryota, Metazoa, Chordata, Actinopteri, Cyprinodontiformes, Fundulidae. The transcript is spliced from 7 exons.